ACUCCAACUGUAAUCAGUUGUGUAUAGGACACUCGGGUGCGCGCGUCGAACGGUUUCUUGUCGAAUGCGAAGUGCAGUGGCUCCUGCUCCUGCUAACGUCAAACGGACUUGGAAGAACGGUGCGCGGUUUUUGCUGCUCUCCAGCUUGGGGGGAUUUGUGGUAAAACUUCUAUCUCUGUUGUUGCUGGGUCCUCGUCCUCCUGUUGUUAAUCACAGCAGAAAUUGUUGAAACGAAUUAGCGAGAAAGCACCAAAAAUAAAACCGAGUAGGAAGCCAAGGAAAAGCAAAGGAAAUUUUCCAGCUACAGCUACAGCUGCUCUGCUGCUACUGCUGCCGCUGCGAGCGUCGCUGCGUCAACAGCGCUGCUGCUGCCGCGGCUGCUGCUGCUGCUGCGGGUGCUGCUGUGUCCGAGAUAAAGGAUAUGCCCGGAUCUAAAAGAUACAGUUUUUCUUCUUCUGUUUCAAUUUAUUUUUUUUCGUGUUUUUUGCUCCUUGUCUUGUGCAGGCUGCUUGGCUUUCUUGCUGCGGAAAAAGCAGAGCGGAACAGCAACAACAGCAACAGAAUUACUAAAGCAAUAAUUUGUUUGGAGAACUCGUUCCGACGGCUGGCCAAAAAUGUGGCAUACAACUGAAGUGUGGCCCGAAGAAACUAUGCAAAUAAAUUAAUAUGCCGAAAUCAUUAACAAAUUAAAACGAAACACGCAAAAGCAAGAGCAAAAUAUACACGAGAAUAAAAGGGAAACGAAACCCGAGAGUCAAGUGCUUCGAGGAGAGCUGUUUGCUGGCAUGCUUUGAGGUUAAUUCCACCCAAAAACCAGCCCCCCGCCGCCACCUGCCGCCUGCCACCUCCAACCACCCAACCCUCUGGGUUCCCGGGUCCCCUGGCCUCUCGUCUCCGCCGUGUCUCGUCUCCAGGUCCGGCUUUCGCCCACUUUCGUCUUCUUCGCUGCCGUCACCAGCUCCGCGUCAAAGGCAUCAAAGAAAUGGUUGCCUCAUUAGCGACUUAGCGGAACGCGCCAUAAAGGAAACCGUAACCAAAAACCACCAAAAAAAAUACAAAAUAAAGAGGAUACGCCGAAAGGGAUUGACAACCGCAACAACAUCGUCUGCGCCCGUACCAGGAAAGAGAAGAAGGAGAACCCAUAAAAAAGGGACAAAGAAAUUGAAUACUCACCGGGUUUUGUGUGGCCUUGCCAGCGAAUUUAAGCACCAUGGGUUCGUUAUGUGCCAUCUAAAAACCUCUAACAGAGCACCUCAAAUGCGAAUUGAUAUUAAACCGUAAAUCAUAAUUAACAAGAGUUAAUUAAGCAACAACUGCAAAACCAAACCGAUACCACGAACAAGUCAAAGCUGAAGUGGCAGUGGAAGAGGAAGUAGAAGUACAGCAAGAACAACCAUGGCCUCACCACCAGAAAGCCCUAUCGAGGAGGUGGUCUAUGAGUUGGAACAAACACGAGUGCCUAAGCCCAUACCCGUUGCCCUCGAGGAUCUGUGCCGCCAAACGAAGUUCACCAAACAGGAAAUCCGCGUCAUGUACAGGGGAUUCAAAACAGAAUGCCCCGAGGGCGUGGUGCACGAGGAUUGUUUUAAGGAUAUUUACGCCAAAUUCUUUCCACAUGGCAAUUCGAGUUUAUACGCUCAUUAUGUGUUCAAGGCGUUCGAUGUUAAUUGCAAUGGCGCCAUUAGUUUUCGGGAUUUACUGGUCACCUUGUCGACCCUGCUGCGCGGCUCUGUCUACGAGCGCCUCCGAUGGACAUUCAAGCUCUACGACCUGAAUGGCGAUGGCCGGAUCAGUCGCGGUGAGCUGAGCGAAAUCAUCUUGGCCAUUCACGAGCUUAUGGGCAGGAGACCACACCAGCCUGAGGACGAUCGCAAAGCGAGGGAUCAGGUGGAUCGUGUGUUUCGUAAGCUGGACUUGAAUCAGGACGGCAUCAUAACGAUAGAGGAGUUCUUGGAGGCCUGUCUGAAGGACGAUUUGGUGACGCGCUCACUGCAGAUGUUCGACAACGACCUUUGAUGACAAGAGGACGGGCCAGUGUUGUUGACCACCUCGAAGACUAUAGUAUCGCUUAUAGAUCUAUAAAUGCAAUAAACCAAAGCAAAGAAAAAUCGGGGACGGAAUCCUCCAAAAAAAAACAUCUACUACCUAUG
Drosophila pseudoobscura is the source of this 2150-nucleotide messenger RNA. RefSeq names its product Kv channel-interacting protein 1. The record is from RefSeq and is a predicted model, not a curated record. Lineage: Eukaryota; Metazoa; Arthropoda; Insecta; Diptera; Drosophilidae. The transcript has 6 exons. The coding region runs from base 1396 to 2016 and encodes 206 amino acids. Gene Ontology annotation, molecular function: calcium ion binding.